AGCGCGCGCUCGAGCGCGAGAGAGAGAAAGCUGGCACGAGCCGGGCGCUUGCUGUGUGGACACGGAGGAGUGCAGAGCGAGCAGAAGCGACAGAGCAGGAGAAGUGAAUGGAUGGAAUGACCCGUGAGGAGGAAAGGAGUGCCAAGCGGAUGCACCCACUGCGCGCGAAAAGAAAAACAAGCGCAGCGGCAAUUUAGCCACGAGAAGCGGAGCAAAGCGCACACGCGGAGCUGAUUCAGACGCUCGCGCUCUUUCUCUACCGCGUGAAGACGCAGAAGUGAAGACGUCCAGACGACGAUAAAGGACGAGAGGGGAAGGACCGAAAGAGCAUUGAUUGACAUGACAAGGAGGCGGGGCGCGAAAACAAUGUUUAGACUUGAUUGUUUUGGAAAUCUGGACGGAUAUUUUUAGCGAAGAGGCACAAACGCGAACGGAAGAUAAAAUGCUGUAGCCGGAAAAUAGAGGGAUGGGAAAAGAGAGCGAGUGAGACGCUGAAUUUGGACUAUGUCAGAACCGAUUCCAGAUCAGCUGCGUCCUUGCAGGCAAGAGUCACUGCUGUGUGUAUUUAUGUGUGUGUGUGAAGUAUGACAUCCCUUACAUCAGGCUUAUAUCCACGUGAAAGAUGCUCUGGCUAAAAGUCAGCACUGGACCAUCAAACGGAGAACAAAGUAAAAAAAAGAUGAAUGAGUUUUGGAGUGCAUACGUACAAACGGCUAGCUGUGGUGUCUCUUUUAGCUAGUUUUUCGGGGACCCCCAAAAGACUCAGGAGGACUUUGCCUCAGGAGGAUUUCACCUCAGGAGGAUUUCAACAGGAUCCCUUCCUGCCUCAUUCAUUCGGACUCGCUCUUCUGAACUGCAACAGUGGCUUUGGAUAUUGCAGACUGUUCCUAGCCAGACAAACUGUGGGCAUUUUGAUCAGGUGGACUGAGAGGGGGCUCAGUUGAGAAAGAGAGAGAGAGAGAGAGAGAGAGAGAGAGAGAGAGAGAGAGAGAGAGAGAGAGAGAGGAAAUAGCCUGGGGAUUUCGCCUAAGGGCUUCUAUAAAGUUGCCAGUGGGUAUGAAGACACGUACAUUUUGGUUAGCAUAGAGAGCUGUGUCCAUUUAUGUGCAUUCAAAAGCUUGCAUAGGUUUUACAUAAUAUUAAAGUGGACUAUAAAGUCCAAGUGCAUUAAAAUUGUAUACUUUGAUCUAACAUUGAGGGAAUUAUGUGUAGGUGUUAGAAUAGCUUACUGAGGGCUUGUGGGUUGUUCCUGUUUUUUUUUUUUUUUUUAAGUUAGAUCGGUAUUUAGGUGGUCAGUAUUGUGCCUCUCUCUGUCCUGCUGGAGCCCCAUGAGGGCCCCGGCCGUGGAGGCCUGGCUGGGAGAUGAAGCCGUCCCCCCUGCUGCUCUAGCAGCUCUGUGGGCCCUCAUGGCUCUGGAAGGCCGCUGCCUGCGCCCUGCUUCACCCUCACCGGGCCAACGCAGGGCCCGUCGUCGUCCCACCCGACCUAGAACAUCACAAGGUGGUUUGUCCCGCCUUACCGUCACCCUCCUGACACAGACUCGCCUUCACGGUUUACGGCACAUCUGUGCCCCUUCGAGUUCUCUCAGCCGUCGGGCGAUAUGGAUGUUAGCGUUCUGUACUUCUCUGGGUCUUCUGUUGUCUUGGUCAUCAAAUCGCCUACUUCACUGGCUAGCCUUCCCCACGCACACGAGAGUCCACACAGAGUGGGCGAGGGAACUUGCCUUUCCGACAGUCACCAUCUGUAACAAUAACCCUGUGCGCUUGUAUCACCUCACCAAGAGUGAUCUGUACUUUGCGGGUCACUGGCUCGGACUGCUGCUGGCCAAUCGCACAGCCAGGCCCCUGGUGUUGGACCUGCUUCAAGAUGACAAGCAGGCCUGGUUCAGCAAGCUGUCAGAUUUCCGUCUUUUCCUGCCACCACGACGUUUUGAGGGCACCAGCUUGGACUUCAUGGACCGACUGGGUCACCAGCUGGACGACAUGCUGCUGGGAUGCAAGUACCGUGGAGAACCCUGCGGAGCUCACAACUUCUCUACUGUGUUUACACGCUAUGGGAAGUGUUACACGUUCAACGCUGCAGAAGAAGGCAAGACUUUGAGGACCACAAUGAAAGGAGGUACAGGCAAUGGCCUGGAGAUCAUGUUGGACAUCCAGCAAGAUGAAUACUUACCUGUGUGGGGAGAAACAGAAGAGACCGCGUUUGAAGCAGGUAUAAGGGUGCAGAUCCACAGUCAGUCAGAGCCUCCUUUUGUUCAUGAACUUGGUUUUGGAGUCGCCCCGGGCUUUCAGACCUUCGUGGCAACCCAGGAGCAGAGAUUAACCUAUCUUCCACCUCCAUGGGGCGAGUGUGUGUCCAGAGCCCUGGAAUCAGGCCUCUUCGAGGUGUACAGCGUCUCUGCCUGCCGAAUAGAGUGUGAGACACGCUACAUCGUAGAGAACUGCAACUGCAGGAUGGUAUACAUGCCUGGUGAUUCUCCAUACUGCACACCUGAGCAGUAUAAAGACUGUGCUGAACCUGCUCUCGCUGCUUUGUCGGCUGUUGAAGGCACUAACUGCGUCUGCCGGAGCCCGUGCAACAUGACCCGAUACAACAAAGAGCUCUCCAUGGUUAAGAUCCCCAGCAAAACCUCUGCACGCUACCUGGAAAAGAAGUUCAACAAAUCUGAGAAGUAUAUCACGGAUAAUAUCCUAGUACUGGAUGUGUUCUUUGAAGCUCUGAAUUAUGAGACAAUAGAACAGAAGAAGGCUUAUGAAGUGGCAGGUCUACUAGGUGAUAUUGGUGGUCAGAUGGGCUUGUUUAUCGGUGCAAGCAUCCUUACCAUUCUGGAGCUCUUUGAUUAUGCGUACGAGGUGGUGAAGGAGAGACUGUUGGACAUGUUAAACCGAGAGGAGGAGGAGGAGAGUCGUGGAGAGGAUGUGAGUACCUGUGAUCCUGUGGUGAACCAUUCGGAAACAAUCAGUCACUCGGUCAGUGUUCCUCUACAGACCACCCUGGGCACCCUAGAGGAGAUAGCCUGUUGAGUGCAUUUACUCUCAACACCACCAGGGGGAGCCAUGAAAUCUGCCUUUCACUCUUUCAAGACAGGCUUAGGACCCAUGGGGUUAAGGGGUAAGAGAAAACAAGGAAAAGAGCUUGAGUUUCUUUUUCUCUCUCUAACCUUUCAAACGGUUGUGAUAUCAUUUGGCGCAAAAAAGACAACUGGAAGCCAAGCUUCUUAAGCAACAUGAGGACCUCGAAGUUUCUCACAAACACCAUCUGUUUGUUCUGGACUGAUGAAGGAAAUCAGAAGCUUGUGGACCUGUCAGGACGACCCCUUGUAAACAAACACACACGAAAAAAACACGAGCAUGUGGGGAACUGCAAACGCGUAAGGCCUCAGUAUGUCCUCGCAUUCUGCCCGGUCGCCAUUUUGAAGUCUACUGCCAAAAACACUGUAAAUUAUUAACCACACGAAAUGUUGUGAAACUGUUCUAACUGUGCACGUGUCGAUUUCAUGCGUUACAAUGCAGUUUUCUCAAUCGUCAUCCUUUUCGCACACACAGACUGAACUGCCUUCUUGUGCUGUUUGUUUGCUAUGUGUUUCUGCAUUUGAAUUGGCUUGUUGAGGUAUCAUUCAUGCAUUAUAAAAUCGAAAGCCUUUUUCCUUAUUUUUAGCGCAAGCUAAAAAACUAAAAUGGGCUGCACUGCAAUGGCAGCAAAUAUGAGUAUAUUAUGGCUAUGAAUGGCUCUUCAAGUAGAUUUAAGAACAGAGAGAGUGACGAAUAAAAAGGAAGGAGAUUAUACUGA
Molecule: messenger RNA, 3789 nt
Organism: Misgurnus anguillicaudatus (oriental weatherfish)
Lineage: Eukaryota; Metazoa; Chordata; Actinopteri; Cypriniformes; Cobitidae
Gene: asic2
Product: acid-sensing (proton-gated) ion channel 2
Biological process (GO): sodium ion transmembrane transport
Cellular component (GO): plasma membrane
Molecular function (GO): ligand-gated sodium channel activity
Source: RefSeq, a predicted model, not a curated record